Messenger RNA from Helianthus annuus (common sunflower), 3616 nucleotides. RefSeq names its product TMV resistance protein N. The record is from RefSeq and is a predicted model, not a curated record. NCBI's taxonomy places the organism in Eukaryota, Viridiplantae, Streptophyta, Magnoliopsida, Asterales, Asteraceae. The coding region runs from base 1 to 3495 and encodes 1164 amino acids. Gene Ontology annotation, molecular function: ADP binding. The transcript has 6 exons. Gene Ontology annotation, biological process: defense response; signal transduction.
AUGGCUCUGAUACCAAUUCCAUGCUGGAGACUUAAAGCAAUCAACUUCAUUUGGAUUUUGACUUUUUGCGUUAUCUUGAGACCUUCAGUGGCAUCCAAAUCCAUGUCUUCUCCAUCUUCAUCUUCCUCAACACCAAAACGAUCAUGGAAACAUGACGUAUUCUUAAGCUUCAGAGGUGAAGACACUCGUAACAAUUUUGUGGAUCAUCUUUAUAAUGCUCUUGUUCAGAAAGGCAUACAUGUAUUCAAAGAUGACAAGAUGCUCCCUCUGGGGAAACCGAUCUCUACAGAACUUUUGCAAGCUAUCGAAGAUUCCAGGUUUGCGGUUGUUAUUCUCUCAAAAAACUAUGCCAACUCUUCGUGGUGUUUGGAUGAGCUGGUAAAAAUUAUGGAAUGCCAGGAUCAGAAGGUGUUACCAGUGUUCUACCAUGUAAAUCCAUCUGAUGUUCAAUGGCAGAAAAGAGACUAUGGAAAGGCGUUUUUGCAACACGAGGAGAAGUUUGUGGGAGUGAUGGAUAAAGUCAACAACUGGAGGAAAGCUUUAGCUGCAACUGCUAAUAUACCUGGCUGGCAUAUCACGGCCGACAGCGGAGGUGAAUCUGCAUUUAUCGACAAGAUUGUUAACGAGAUCUUACCCAGUAUACAACCUAGUGGUAUGGAUGGUAAUCUUGUCGGUAUAGAGUCUCGUGUGGAUGCAUUAAAAUCAUUACUGAGUUUGGAAGCAACACAUGAGGCGCGCAUGAUAGGGAUAUCUGGAAUGGGAGGGAUCGGAAAGACGACUAUUGCUCGAACUUUGUUUAGAAAAAUUGUAUAUCUGUUUGACGGUAGUAGUUUCGUUGACAAUGUUCGAAAAAACAGUUCCACUACAAAAGGUAUAUGUCUGUUACAAGAGAUUAUUCUUAAAGAUGUUCUAGUACUGCAGCAAGGGUUGACAAUUAAUAAUCCUGAAGAUGGAGCCAAGAUGAUACAACUAAGAUUUAGGAAUAAAAGGGUUCUUCUUGUCCUUGAUGAUGUGGAUUCUUUCGAGCAAAUAGAGUACCUAGCUGGGACACGCAAAUGGUUCGGUCCAGGAAGUAGAAUCAUUAUAACCACUAGAGAUGAGCAUCUGUUAUCAUUUGCCGAUUGCACAUAUAAGCCGGCACUUUUACUUAUGGAUCAAGCUGUUGAGCUUUUCAGUAGGCAUGCUUUUCGAAAGAAUAGCCCUCCAGACGAGUUCAAGGACCUUUCAAAUCGUGCAAUAGGUUUUACUGGCCGUCUUCCUCUAGCCUUGAAAGUUUUAGGCUCUUUCUUUCGUAGAAAAAAUAUAACAAGUAUGUGGGAAAGUGACUUAGCUAGUCUAGCCAAAACACCAAAUCUGGAGAUCACCAAGACAUUGAGGUUUAGUUUUGAUCAUUUACAUGUGCUCGAAAAAAGGAUACUCCUGGACAUUGCAUGUUUUUUCAAGGGAAAAGAAGUAAAAUACGUGACUAGAUUACUUGAUAGCUUUGAUUUUCACGCGGUGAUAGGGAUCGAGGCUCUUAUCGAGAAAUGCCUAAUAACCAUUUCAUAUGGAAAGAUAGACAUGCAUGACCUCAUACAGGAAAUGGGUCAAAAAAUAGCGUGUGAGAGUUACCCGAAUAGCAGGAUAUGGAAACUGGAAGAAAUCCGUGAUUUUAUCAAGAAAAACGAGGAACUAAAAGUGGUUGAAGCGAUAGUAGAGUCCUUUCAUGACGAGAAGCUGGAUUUUAGUUCUGAUAUUUUUAAACCCAUGACGAAUCUUCGCCUACUUGAUGUUUACCAUCAUUUCACUUCUUGUGAACCUACCUUUCUUCCUGAUGAGUUACGAUGGCUUUGUUGGUUUCAAUAUCCAUUUCCUUCUCUACCACUAGCAAACAUGCAUAAGCUUACGGGUUUGAAAUUACACUAUGGAAGAACUGAGCAUUUAUGGGCGGGGCAAAUGGUUAUGCCAAACUUAAAAUUUAUCAACUUCUACGAUUUGUCAUUUCUGAAAAGUUUUCCAGACGUCUCAGGGGCCCCGAACAUAGAGAGGUUAGUUUUGUCAAGUUGUAGGAACUUGGAGGAGGUUCACGAGUCUCUCGGAUCUCAUGGGAAGCUUGUUAGCUUAGACAUGAGUAAUUGUUGGAAUCUCAGGAUUCUGCCAUCCAAAUUGGAGAUGGAAUCGUUAGAGAUUCUAAUUCUCAUCAACUGCCAUAGCCUUGAAGGCUGCCCAGAAUUCUCUCCAUGUAUGGCUAAACUAUCACAUAUAGAUCUUUUUGCUUGUUACGGGAUAAAGGAACUAUCAUCAUCGAUUAGACAUCUUUCCAAUCUAAGAUUUUUGAAUCUUGAAGCAUGUAAAAGUCUUGCUAUGAUUCCAAAUUCUAUAUAUGAGUUAAGGCAUCUCAGGAGGCUUUGUCUUCAUGACUGCUGCGGAUUGCAGAAAUUGCCAGAGGAGUUUGGAAGCAUGGACAAAUUAGAAGAGCUUCAACUUGGAUCGGGCGACUACUUUAGUCCCUUUGAAGGGCAGCUGGUAGAGACCAUUAAUUUUCAUGUGUUGACAAGUUUAAGCUCCUUGAGAAAACUUGAUCUAGCUUGGAGACAAAUAGGGGAAGAAGACUUCCCGAAAGACCUUCAUGGAUUAUCGUCCUUGGAAGAAUUAAAUAUAAGCCAUAAUUCAAAAUUAACUCGGUUACCUGCAAGCAUCUCCCAUCUUUCUUGUCUUCAACACCUAGAGUUGGAUGAGUGUAGCAGACUUCAAAGUUUGCAUGCACUUCCAUCAGGAGUACAAGUACUGAAGGCAAGCCGUUGCAGGUCACUAGAAAAGAUAGAAGAUUUAUCAAAUGCUCAUGAGCACUUGUAUAUGAUAUGGCUCCUUGAUUGCCAGAAACUCCUACCCAACCAAGAGAGUAGAAGAUACCUUGACAUGAUGUCGAACAAAGCUUUCCUUAAGAAAUGGGCUGCUCUAGAUCAUGGUUUAAGUAUUGCUAUUCCUGGAAGCAAGAUUCCAAGCUGGUUUAAAGAACAACAUGGGAACAAAAUAGCACUGAAGUUGGAUCCAAAGUGGCAAUCCCAAAUAAUGGGGUUUGCAAUAUGUGGUGUGUUUAAACAGCCCACGGACCAUCCUUAUCACAGAAUCGAACUCAGAUAUGAAAGGGAUGCAAUGUGUGAUCCUAAACUGCAGCCAGGUGAUUGUACUAAUGCUCCUACAACAUAUGAUAAUGAAAAUGUGUGGAUUGGCUACAUACCAUUCAGUUGCUUUGUGCAAAUGCAUGAUGGCAAACAUCUUCAGCAUGAUGAUUGGUCUAGUAUCACUGAAGGCAAUCUCAUCGUGACCGUAGGAUUAAGCUAUCAUAAAGCGGUACGAUGUGGGGCAUAUGUUGUGUACAAAGAUGACAUAGAAUCAAUUCAUCAAAGGAACCCGCAUAUAUCUUAUUAUUGGAAUUGGGACUUUGUUCAUCAAUCUCAUAAUACUGUAUUGUCUUGUGAGCCCGUAAAAGAGGAAUGUAUAGUAUAUGAUUAAGGUAUAAGACAUUGUGGAAUCACUUAGUCUAAUUUUGUGUUCAGUAUGAUCUCUAUAUGGCAUGGUUAGUGACAUUGUUACUAGUAUAUUAUGUGAUAUUCUUUCAACCGGACUUGCAAGC